AUGGACCGUUUUGGGAUUUGCGUCACUCUGGUUUUCACUAUCGCCAUCAGCGGCAACGUGACCAACUACUUGCAACACGCCAGCACCAAGUACCACUGGAAGUACGACUUCCAUUUGGUGUCGUACGCCGCUACCACGAUUUGUUUGUACGUGUUGCUAUUGCCUAGUAUUUUGUGGAUGGUGUUGAGGUACACGAUAAUUUCGAGUGAUGUUGAGGAGCUGGAGCAAGACAGGGAUGUUACUCCAGGGGCAUUGGAGUUGAUUUGUAUUUAUGGGUAUUCGUUGUUCAUUUAUAUUCCGGCCGCCAUUUUGUGGUCGAUUCAGAUUAACUUGCUGCAAUGGUUGCUGGUACUUGUAGCAACGUUUGUUUCGGGAUCAGUGUUGCUUUUGACGUUGAUGCCCGCUUUGAGGUUGUCACGUCACAAGUGGCUGCUGGUUUUCGGUAUUAUUGGCUGUCAUUUGUUGCUAGCAGCUGGAUUUAUGUUGUACUUCUUUCACGUUCCAAAUACGGUGCCAGUUAAAAUAAUUGUUCCAGAUUUGAGCACUGUUAAACCUGCAGUGGUUAAACUGGUUGAUAAGGUUGUUAAUGGGAGUAGCAAUUCUCAUUGA
Messenger RNA from Ceutorhynchus assimilis (cabbage seed weevil), 609 nucleotides. The record is from the annotation of a GenBank genome assembly. NCBI's taxonomy places the organism in Eukaryota, Metazoa, Arthropoda, Insecta, Coleoptera, Curculionidae.